This is a messenger RNA of Salvelinus fontinalis (brook trout), 7219 nucleotides long. Its product is annotated as atrial natriuretic peptide receptor 1-like. Gene Ontology annotation, biological process: cGMP biosynthetic process; intracellular signal transduction; protein phosphorylation. Gene Ontology annotation, molecular function: guanylate cyclase activity; peptide receptor activity; ATP binding. The record is from RefSeq and is a predicted model, not a curated record. The coding region runs from base 1064 to 4291 and encodes 1075 amino acids. The transcript is spliced from 22 exons. Gene Ontology annotation, cellular component: membrane. NCBI's taxonomy places the organism in Eukaryota, Metazoa, Chordata, Actinopteri, Salmoniformes, Salmonidae.
GAAACGAAAGCCUACCCCUGUGCCCGAGUAAAACGGCGCCAUGAGAUGAACACACACACUUUCAUACAAGCACAUACACACUGUUCCAGCGUCAGGCAGUCAGUCUCUACUCCGACUGGCCAAGGCUGCCUCGGGCUAUCCAGCGCAACACUGAAAUAGAAAGACAGAGUACAAGGAAUACUGUCAUGAAACCAGACAUAUACACACAAACAACAGGGGGUCACAAACACAGGGAUCUACAGCUGUGUGAGAAGCCGGACACACCCUCAGACCAGACGAAGGGAGGUAGAGUGUGUGUGCGCGUGUUUCUUUGACCUGUGGCUGUAGAGGAUUAUCCUGGUGUGUGACGGCACACUACUUUUGUCAUCUCGUUUUCUCUACCUGAUGCGGUGGGAUUUCCUGACCCUGGAGUUCAACAGCUGACCCAUGCAGGCCUAGAAUCCGCUUCCCUGAGUUGGGGACCUGCAACACAGCUAAAGGUGCUGAGCAGUGCUGGUACUUUGCUAGCCUUUCCCUGGACUAUUUUCUAAUUCAGGCAAAAAGUUACACCUUCUCAUGCUACAACUAUGAAACAACAGGCACAUUUUCUGCAGAGAUAGGCUACUCUGUCUGACACAGCAAAUAACCAACGACUGUCAUGGCUUAGCCUAAAAUAAUUGAAUCGGGAAAGCCAACGUCAACUUUGUCCAGUCUGUUUUCUUUGGUAAUAAGAGGUGGAAGCUAGUACCUCUCAAAUGACUGACUGUGGCUGUGCAUUCAUUCGGUUGAUUUUCCAAUUUUAUUUGUUUCUUUGGGCGCAACUAAAAGGAAAAACUUAAUUGACGUUUUUUUGGUCGAUAUCCCCGGCUUUCGAACCACGCGUUGCCUUUUCGCGGGUUUCGCUUGCCCAUCAGUACCUCUGCCCACGCACGGCUCGAGCCUCCCAGCUGAUAUUUCACCUCAGUCACUGACAGUCACACAUGCCAAGACGUCGUAAACCAGAGUUUGACAUGGAGGAAGAAAACUCAAUUUAAGCUCGACAGGAUAAAUAAUUCACAAGGACAUUAUUCAGCAGCCAAGCAGGAUGAGGAUGGAGGGAGUGAAACUGUUGCUGGUUCUUCUUCUGCUGCUGGGUGCCUGUCUCCAGUGGGUCCAGUCUGGCAAGUCCUCCCAGCACCGUGAUUCACACCGACGCCCCAGAGAGCACCGGGACCAUCGGCAGCACGGGAACAUCACGCUGGCCAUCAUCCUACCACAGAGAAACACUGCCUACCCCUGGGCCUGGCCCCGUGUGGGUCCGGCUCUGGACCGAGCCAUCAACACCAUCAACGCUGACCCAGCGCUCCUCCGUGGCCACCACCUGGGUUACGUGUUUGAGAACAGCGAGAACGAAGAAGGCAUCUGCUCUGAGUCCAUCGCCCCACUCAUGGCUGUUGACCUCAAGUUCGCCUACGACCCUUGGGCUUUCAUUGGGCCGGGCUGUGACUACACCUCCUCCCCAGUGGGCCUCUUCACCACCCACUGGGACAUCCCCAUGGUAACUGCGGGCGCCCCAGCCGUGGGCUUCAACGGCAUCAACAUGUACCCGUCCAUCACCAACACGGGCCCCACGCACAAAAAGCUGGGCAAGUUCGGCCUCCAUAUAUGCAAGCACUUUGAGUGGAAGGAGCAGGUGCUGCUCAUGUUCAGUGACAACAAGAAGGAUGACCGGCCGUGCUACUUUGCUGUGGAGGGCCUCUACACAGAGCUGCACUUGAACAACAUCACCUCGGUGGACCUGGUGUUUGAGGAGAACACUGGACCAGUCAACUACUCUGACCUGCUCCACAACAUCAAGCAAGAUGGCCGAGUGGUGUUUGUGUGUUGCUCUCCGGACACGUUCAGGCAGCUGAUGGUUCACUUCCGGCGGGCAGGCCUUCCUCAGGAGGAGUUUGUUUUCUUCUACAUUGACAUGUUUGGACGCAGCCUGGACUCCCAGAAUGCUCAACCCUGGGCCAGAGGGGACCAAGACGACCUUAUCGCCAAGGAAGCCUUCCAGAGUGUGAAAAUCCUGACCUAUAGAGAACCACAGAACCCUGAAUAUAAAGAUUUUGUGAGGGACCUGAAGACAGAUGCCAAGAGAAUGUUCAACUUUACGGUGGAGGACUCACUGAUGAAUAUAAUCUCCGGAGGGUUCUACGACGGGCUGAUGCUGUACACACACGCCCUGAACGAGACCAUGACCUCGUCAGAGGACAGACCUGUGGGGAAAACCGUAACCAGGAGGAUGUGGAACCGCACUUACAACGGUGUAACAGGCCUGGUGCAGAUAGAUGAGAAUGGGGACAGAGAGACAGACUUCGCUCUCUGGGACAUGACUGACACCAACACCAGUAUUUUCCAGAUUGUGUUGGUGUACAACGGCUCUCAGAAGAAGCUGCGGGCCUUGCCUGGGAUGGACAUCCAGUGGCCAGGGGGCGCUGCUCCUUUAGAUGUGCCCGUCUGUGGCUUCAAGAACGACAACCCAGCCUGCCUCGCACGAACCAUCACAAUCCACCAGAUGGUAACAAUUGUGGUGUUCUUCAUCAUUAUCAUCAUCCUCACCAUUACUGUCUUCAUAUACAGGAAGCUGAAGCUUGAAAAUGAGCUGGUGGCUCAGCUGUGGAGAGUCUCCUGGGAGGAUAUUCAGAUGAGCAACAUGGAGAAAGUGCUGCGAAGUGCAGGCAGCAAGCUCACUCUGUCCCUGAGGGGCUCCAACUACGGCUCCCUAUUAACAGGAGAUGGAAACUUUCAGGUAUUUGCCAAGACAGGCUACUACAAGGCGAAUAUUGUGGCCAUCAAAUACAUCAACAGAAAACGCAUUGAGCUCACCAGAAACGUGCUGUUUGAACUGAAACAUAUGCGUGAUAUUCAGAAUGAGCACCUGACCCGCUUCAUCGGAGCCUGCAUCGACCCCCCCAACAUCUGCAUCAUCACAGAGUACUGUCCUCGGGGUAGCCUACAGGACAUCAUGGAAAACGAGAGCAUCACACUGGAUUGGAUGUUCAGAUACUCUUUAAUCAAUGACAUUGUCAAGGGCAUGGCUUUCCUCCACAACAGUGUCAUCGUCUCCCACGGCAACCUGAAGUCGUCCAACUGCGUGGUGGAUAACCGCUUUGUGCUGAAGAUCACUGACUACGGCCUGUCCAGCUUCCGCACCGAGAGCAACACAGACGACGCCCAUGCUUACUAUGCCCGGAAGCUGUGGAUGGCCCCAGAGCUGCUGAGGUUGGAGAGACCACCUCCAUGUGGCACACAGAAGGGAGACGUCUACAGCUUUGGCAUCAUUCUCCAAGAGGUGGCGCUACGCCACGGUGCCUUCUAUCUGGAGGGAGAGCCGCUCAGCCCCAAAGAAAUCAUGGACCGGGUGGCUCUGGGUGAGUGGCCGUGCCUGCGGCCUGCUGUCAACCCUCAGAUCCACAGCCAGGAGCUGGGCCAACUCAUGCAGCGUUGCUGGGCAGAGGAGCCCACCGAGAGGCCCGAGUUCAACCACAUCAAACUGCUGCUACGCAAACAGAACAGGGAGUGCAGCACUAACAUCCUGGAUAACCUGCUGUCCCGUAUGGAGCAGUAUGCUAACAACCUGGAGGAGCUGGUGGAGGAGAGAACCCAGGCCUACCACGAAGAGAAACGCAAGGCUGAGGCCCUGCUCUACCAGAUACUACCACAUUCAGUGGCGGAGCAGCUAAAGAGAGGGGAGACGGUACAGGCUGAGGCCUUUGAUUCAGUCACCAUCUACUUCAGUGACAUUGUGGGCUUCACAGCCAUAUCAGCUGAGAGCACACCUAUGCAGGUUGUGACCCUGCUCAAUGACCUCUACACCUGUUUCGAUGCCAUCAUUGACAACUUUGAUGUUUACAAGGUGGAGACCAUCGGCGAUGCCUACAUGGUGGUGUCCGGCCUACCGGUGAGGAACGGGAAGCUACACGGCCGAGAGAUCGCCCGCAUGGCCCUGGCUCUGCUCAACGCCGUACGCACCUUCAAAAUCCAACACCGGCCUGACCAGCAGCUCAAACUACGCAUUGGCAUCCACAGCGGCCCUGUGUGUGCAGGAGUGGUGGGGCUGAAGAUGCCACGGUACUGUCUGUUUGGAGACACAGUCAACACCUCUUCACGACUGGAGUCCAAUGGUGAAGCGCUGAAGAUCCAUGUGUCUGCGGCCACGCGUGACGUCCUGCAGGAGUUCAACUGCUUCCAGCUGGAGUUGAGAGGAGAUGUGGAGAUGAAGGGGAAGGGGAAAAUGACAACCUACUGGCUACUGGGAGAGAGCAAGAGCAAUGAGUCAACGAGCUAAGGGGACGAGCCAAGGGAAGGAGGGAGGAAGGUCAUGAAUGAAGAAGUGGUGGAGGCAAACAUGAGCAAAUAAUGGGAACCCCAGAUUUGAAGUGCUGAAGCAAGUAAUCAAAUGAAGAGGCCUGGUGAAUGAAUGAGGUGGGGAGGGGGGAGGUAGAUGAGGAAGAGGACAAGGAAGGAGGAUGUGGAGAACUUUCUUCACUUCAGCCCUCCUGCACUCGAACAUCUAGAUUCUAAGGACAUAUAGAAAGCUACAUGCUCUGAGUGUGUGUGUGAUGUUCUGUGUCUACGUUUUUCCAGUUUUAUUUCUAUGUUGGAGGUUUUGGAUGCAACACUGAUGGUAUUUUAGAUCGGUAAAAAAAAUUGGUUCACAUACACACCUUUACAGGAGGUUGUGGAUAUUGCUGCCUGGUGGUCACAUUAUGUAACUGUUUUUUGAAUUCAUGUAUUUUAUGAGUACACAGUAUCCCACUGGGCACAGACGUCAGUUCAACAUCUAGUUUUGAUUUAAAUUUGGUUGAGUUGUCAACUAAUGUGAAUUCAACGUGAAAUAAACAACAAAUAUCACUAUGUCAUUGGAUUUAGGUUAAGAGUUGGGUGAAAAAAAUACGAAAUGCCCUUACGUUGAUGACUUUUUUACAAAUCCAAUCAGUUUUCCAUGUUGACUCAACAUCAUCACAUACAUUUUCGGGGUUGAAAUGACAGAAAUUACGUUCAAACUUCUUUUAUCCAGUGGGAUUUAUAAUUUGAUUAAUUUCCACUGUAGUCUUUGUGAUUAUGUAUCCCCAGACCCCAACCACAAUAACUGAGCCUACUCUGGAGUUAAAAUGACUUGUUUGAUGUGUGGGUGUGCGUGUGUGGGUGUGCGUGUGUAUAAUGUCUCAUCAGUGUAUAUGAUUUGUAUGUUUACAGUCAUAUCAGUCUUAUUAUUUUGUAUAAUACAGAUGUUGUUUAUUUCUCAAUAGAUUACUUUUCUAUUGCCUGAAGGGCAAUUCACAGAAAUGCACUUAAGAUAAAGUCAAGCAUUCCACUUCUUCGGCACCAUAUACAGUUUCAUUAUUUUCACUGAAGUGUACGAUUGCCUAUGAAUCUGUCUUAUGAAGAUUCAGUUUAAUGCAUUAUUGUUGUUAGUGAAAACAUACAGCUGAGCUUACAUCAUACACAUAUGCCAUGGCCGUCUCAGUCACCAGAUCUCAACCCAAUUCAAUACUUAUGGGAUAUUCUGGUGCGUUUUCCACCACCAUCAACAAAAUACCAAGUGAUGGAAUUUCUCGUGGAAGAAUGGUGUCGCACUUGUAGAAUUUAUGCUAAGGUAAAUUGAAGCUGUUCUGGCUCAACGCCCUAUUAAGCAACUUUAUGUUGGUGUUUCCUUUAUUUUGUCAGUUACCUGUAUUCAACAGUGAUUGAAGACAGGUAACCGUUUUCUGCUGGAAAGACAGGCUCUUGACAGAGGAUAGUUUUAUGACAAUUGUGGCUGGACAGCUGGACACACACUGGCUCCUGAUUUCUGAAUGGAUUUGUCUGAACUGCUACUCUGAAAACACCCUGGAAUAAAAAUUAAGAGGUCACCAGGGAACUUUUAGAAAGGGUUCGCACUGAGAACCUCUGUAACUUUGCAAUAACUAACCGCGUCGAAAGGACUUAAUGAAUUCUGGGGUAGAUAUGUAUAAAGGACUAAAUUAAUUCUGGGGUAGAUGUGUAUAAAGGACAAUUAAUUCUGGCCUAGAUGUGUAUAAAGGACUAAAUUAAUUCUGGGGUAGAUGUGUAUAAAGGACUAAAUUAAUUCUGGCGUAGAUGUGUAUAAAGGACAAUUAAUUCUGGGGUAGAUGUGUAUAAAGGACAAUUAAUUCUGGGGUGGAUGUGUAUAAAGGACAAUUAAUUCUGGGGUAGAUGUGUAUAAAGGACAAUUAAUUCUGGCGUAGAUGUGUAUAAAGGACAAUUAAUUCUGGGGUAGAUGUGUAUAAAGGACUAAAUUAAUUCUGGGGUUGAUGUGUAUAAAGGACUAAAUUAAUUCUGAGGUAGAUGCGUAUAAAGUUCCAUAUUUUGGUUUGGUGUUCACAGUAACCUUUGCGUUUCAGAGUCAUGGAGAAUGGUAUUGUUUUUUGCGUCUCAAGACAACAGUGUUCAUCAUCUGUUGAGAAGUGUUGAACAGAUCAAUAUUGUCUGUAAGACCUCAGCCUGUCGACAUGUAUUUUCAUCUCGUUUUUUCUGUUUGAAUCAGUAAAUAUGGUAUAAGUGUAUUAGUGGCUGUUUUAGUUCUGUGUGUCCCUAUCAGUGGUGGGGUGUAUGUAAGUGUAUUCACUAUUCAGAGCAUGUGUGUGAGAGGAGGGUAAAAAAAAGCAGACACCUUUACAAGUCUUUUACAGGUACGUUUUCUCCACCAAACCCUUUCAUCACUUAUCGAAUCUCAUUUAAACUAUAUCUGAUCCCCACGUUCACUAUUAUCAAAUAUCUUUAGAUUACUUCAUUAAACCCUCCUCUAAUCCAGGGCAGCCUAGACAAAAUGAGCAAUACUGUAGUUUAGGGUUCUUUCUCCCUGUCCCUGUCCCUCUUUUCUCUUUCUCAGUCAAUCAUCUCUGACUAAUCUCUCUCUCUCUCCCCAAGGAUCAAAUGUAACCCUUUCCCUUAGAUCAGAGCCCAAAGGUGGGUAUUAGAAUAAGCCUUAAACUGUAACCUGUCAUCCAUCAUAAGGUAAUGUAGUCAUUAUCUAAUGUGUCUUGAAGCCUGUGAAGUAUGUGUUUGAUCUCUGUAACAUCAAGUGCUUGAGUGAAGUAGACAAUAUAUAUAACUGUUUCUAUUUUGCUUUGAAAUGUGGUACUAAAAUUUAUUUUACUCUAUUUCCUUUAUCUUGCUUGUUGGUUGAUUCAUUUCAACUGUCAUAUUUAUUGUGGUAAAAACUGAAAUAGACAAGGUACAUUUUUAUUUUUAA